Molecule: messenger RNA, 1005 nt
Organism: Odocoileus virginianus texanus
Lineage: Eukaryota; Metazoa; Chordata; Mammalia; Artiodactyla; Cervidae
Product: olfactory receptor 5AR1-like
Biological process (GO): sensory perception of smell; G protein-coupled receptor signaling pathway
Cellular component (GO): membrane
Molecular function (GO): olfactory receptor activity; G protein-coupled receptor activity; odorant binding
Source: RefSeq, a predicted model, not a curated record
AUGGAGGUCAGCGCCAUAAAAGCCAAGAAUUGCAGUGGCUCAAUGGAAGCAGGCAACGCCAGUCAGUUCAGUGAAUUCUUCUUCGUGGGCCUCACCAAUGACCCGCAGCUUCAGCCCAUCCUCUUUGCCCUCUUCUUCCUCAUCUACGCAGUCACAGUGGUUGGAAACCUGGGCCUCUUUGCUUUCAUUGUGGUGUGCUCCCGACUCCACACUCCCAUGUAUUUCUUCCUCAGCAACCUGUCCUUUCUUGACUUCUGUUAUUCUUCAGUCACAGUCCCCAAAAUGUUGAUGGAGUUUUUAUCUGGUUGCCAAACCAUCUCCUUCUCUGGUUGUGUGAUCCAGACAGCUUGCUUCGUGGUCUUUGCUGUCACUGAGUUCUUCCUCUUGGCCUCCAUGGCCUAUGACCGCUAUGUAGCCAUCUGCCGUCCUCUACUCUACCACGUAAUCAUGUCUCCAAGGCUCUGUUUGCAGUUGGUGACCGCCAGCUAUGCAGUGGGCCUGACGAAUACAGUGCUCCUCACUAGUUCAACCUUUCAUCUCACCUUCUGUAAAUCUCACGUCAUCACUCAUUACUUCUGUGAUAUCCCUCCCCUUUUAAAACUCUCCUGCUCUGACACACAGGUCCCUCAGCUUCUCCUCUUUGCCUGUGGUGGUUUCAAUGUGUCCGUGUCCCUCACAGUAGUGCUGAUGUCCUACACUUGUGUCUUUAUGGCUAUCAUCAGAAUCCCCUCAGCCCAGGGCAAACACAAGACCUUCUCCACUUGUGCAUCCCACCUGACUGCUGUCAGCCUGUACUAUGGAACCACUGUGUUCAUUUACUUGCGCCCAACCUCUGAUUACUUACUAGGCAGGGGCAGGCUGGUCUCUGUAUUCUACACAGUGGUCAUCCCUAUGCUUAAUCCCAUGAUCUAUAGUCUGAGGAACAAAGAUGUGAAGGAAACACUUGAGAACAUUCUCAAGAAGACCUCACAAUUCUUCUCGCACCCCAUACCCAGAUUUCCAUGA